Lepidothrix coronata (blue-crowned manakin) is the source of this 7123-nucleotide messenger RNA. It is a transcript of the gene FBXO40, whose product is annotated as F-box protein 40. The coding region runs from base 1126 to 3414 and encodes 762 amino acids. Gene Ontology annotation, cellular component: cytoplasm. Gene Ontology annotation, molecular function: ubiquitin protein ligase activity; protein binding; zinc ion binding. Lineage: Eukaryota; Metazoa; Chordata; Aves; Passeriformes; Pipridae. The record is from RefSeq and is a predicted model, not a curated record. The transcript is spliced from 3 exons.
GAUUGGGUGAAAUUUGGGUUUAGGCAUACUACUACGGGCUCUCAUUUUCCACAGUGCAGUGGGAUGCCAGAAAAUGGUAUCACGAUAAUACAGCCCUUUCUAAAAAAGGCCACGGAGCCAGACUGCUAACCAUAUUUAGCACUACUAAAUUGCGAUUGGCACCAGCAAGCCUUGGUUGUCACCCACUGACAUUUUGUUCAGCCCUAAAAACGAAAACAGUUGCCUGGACUGUUUCAAACUAUGAGAGUCACUGGGGAAUCACAGAUAGGGAAAGAGAAAGAUAAGGCAAAGUAACAAGUUCAUCAGGACUUAGGAUCUCAGAGCUGCCACAGCCAAAAGGGGUGGUUCUGUGUUUCUGAGGUGGUGAAAGGUGGCCACAUAUGGCAGCAGGGUCACAAGAGGUGUCUGCAGCCAGAUGAGGUGAACACCCACCAGGGAGAAACAGUGCCUGCCCCAUCUGCACCCCUGAACCUCACUGACACACAGUAGCUGUUUGUCUGUACUCACUAUCAGUAUGAAAUGCUCACCAUAAAACUCACCACAAAAUGCGUUCGUGGGUCCAUGCUGGCAGUAAAACACGACUGCUUUCCUUUCCUCCUUUGCUUCCCCAGCUUUGGCUGAGGAAGGAUGACACUGGGAGCUGUUCCCUGAGGCUUGCCCUUGGUGGCUGGUGGAACCUUUUCCCUGUGCAGUGGAGGGAUGAGCUGGGGAGUCUCCUGGGGGUCUCCAGGAGGUGGGCAAGCAGAUCUGCCUGACUGCUCAGCUCUGGGACGUUCCUGCUCUCUUUUCUGUCCACCCUGUUUGGUGGACAGAUUGGAAACCCGCCAUUGCUGUCUGCAUCACCUGCUCAAUCUGGUGAAAAUGGGAGCUGGGGUGACAAUUCCAACAGCAGAAACCACAAACUGGUGUGAGCACCAAGGGGAAUUAAGUUGUAAAGGGAAAACCACCAUCAGAGAGCAGCAAGGAGCUGAUACAUGGCUCUGGGAAGGGUUUUGAUCUUCUCCUCUCAUACAGGGGGCACAGAGUAUUAUUGCUUCUGCCUCUCAUCUUGUCUGUGAAAUACCACUCCAGAACUGACAGUGUUAACAAAUACAGUGAAAGAGACUGCUCUGUAAGCUGAGCUACAUGGUCACAUGCACAGGUUUUAUUUUUAACAUCCCAAAACUACUUGAUGUUUCUGCCUGGGCUUGCUCCGUGUCCUUCUGUUCUCUUCUCUUUCUUUGCUUGCAGUUCUCCCUCACCCACCUCACUUCAGCCCAGCUGAGCACAACCAGGAGAGCAAGUGUUUGGUACACACACAGGGGCUCUAUGAUCAAGCACCGGGCCCAGAAAGCUCCCCCUGGGCAGCACAGACACUGUGAGAGAUGUUUCAGCCGGCACUGCCGCGCACCAGUUGAGAUCUCCGUCUCCUGCGUGGUGAUCAGCUGCCGCCUUCACUGUGGGGCCACCUUCCACAUGUGCAAGGAGGAGGAGCACCAGUUGCUCUGUCCCUUAGAGCAGGUUUCCUGCCUCAACUCAGCUUAUGGUUGCCCUUUUUCCAUGGCCCGCUUUAAGCUGGGGAAGCACCUCCAGGUCUGUCCAGCCAGUGUUGUCUGCUGCUCGAUGGAGUGGAAUCGCUGGCCAAAUGUGGAUUCAGACACCACCCUCCACAAGAAUAUUAUGAAGGAGACCUUAAAUGAAGAGUGUCUGGACACAGCCUUGGCACUGAGAGACCAGAAGGUACUUUUCAGGACUUUGAAAAUAGCCGAAUUGUUUCCAGAGUGGAGGAAAAAGGAUGAAAUGGAAGAGCUUUUGGAUGAAGCCACGGGUGGUGAAGCAGGUGCUGUGGGGGGAGUCGCCUGUGGUUCCCAAGAGGGCAAAGACCAGUUGCCGGAGCUCAGCCAACGUGAGCGUGAAGAGCUGGCAAAGGACAAAGAGGGAAUGGACCUGGGAAGUUACAAAACCUGGGAGAACAUUUUCAGCAAAGAGCUCCUGGCUUGCCAGGUUGUGGGCUCAGCAGCCAGCACAGGACAAAAGACAGAUGAGGCUUCCAAGAAGACAGCACCAGCCUCUCAUGGUACCAGCUCCACAGAGAAGGCAAAGGAAGGACCUGACGGUGCAGAAGAGGCAAAGGACCAAAAGCCUGAACAAGUAACACCAAGUAGAGAACUGAAAGGAAUGGCUCCCUGGCAAGACGGGGUCCUGGAGAGGCUGAAGAAGGAAGUUGGUGUAGGUGAUUACAACAUGUAUUUGGUACAUCAUGGUGGAAUGCUCAUCCGCUUUGGCCAGAUGGCUGCUUGCACUCCCAAAGAAAAAGACUUUGUCUAUGGGAACUUGGAAGCCCAGGAGGUGAAGACUGUCUACACCUUCAAAGUGCCAGUUAGUUACUGUGGCAAAAGAGCACGACUAGGAGAUGCACUGGGCCACAAGAUGCCAACUUCAGACAAGUCAGUGGAUACCUCAGAACUGGGAAUAAACAUAGAAGAACUACCUAAGACAAAUAUAGUUGAAGCGACACUGCUGUGUGCUCUGGAAAAAGAGCUGAAAGGCCAUGAGAUUUCUGAAGCAAGGGGUAUCGAUGGACUCUUUGUGGAUUUUGCAACACAGACAUACAGCUUUUCUUUGGAGCCCUUCUCCUCCAAUGCUGUUCUAGCAGAUGUUCUGGAUGAAAAAAGCCCACAAGAACUCCACAUGGAGCUCUACACUGAUUGUGUAACCAGAAGACACAACAAAAGCAGUUCGGCUUUCACGUUCACUUGCAGUCAUUUCUUCAGGAGAGAUGAGUUCCCAUCCCACUUCAAGAAUGUGCACGCUGAUAUCCAGUCAUGUCUGGAUGGAUGGUUCCAGCAUCGCUGCCCACUGGCCUACCUGGGAUGUCCUUUUGUUCAAAAUCACUUCCGCCCUGAUGGACUUAAGGCCAAGGUUAUAUACAGCAAGCCUCUCAAGACAUUUGCUAUUAAGCCAGAGGUGGACACCCUUCUUGCUGAACCAGGAAAGUGCAAUUUCACAGUGGAUCGUCGAGGAAGAAGUAAGGACUUGCUGAGCAGCCUCCCUGUGGAAGUGCUCAAGUACAUUGCGGGAUUUCUGGACAGCUUCAGUUUAUCUCAACUGUCACAAGUGUCAGUGCUCAUGAGGGACAUCUGUGCCACUCUUCUUCAAGAGAGGGGAAUGGUCCUGCUGGUCUGGGAGAAAAAAAGAUAUUCCCAUGGUGGUACUUCGUGGAGAGCUCGCAAAAAGAUCUGGCAGUUCAGCAGCCUCUUCUCCAGAGUUCACAAAUGGCAGCGCAGUGAUGUCAUGUGCAUGUCAGAACACUUGAAGAAUUGCCCCUUCUACCAAGUGGAGCACAGGACGGACCCCGUGCUGCUGACGGGCAUGUCUGAAUCUCGAGAACAGACUCGAAAGACUUUGGUUUCUACUUUCAAGCACAGAGUCUGAACAACCUGCUUGCCCUCUGCCAUGCUCCCUUCAGGCAUCUUCAGAUAAAGAUUUGGGAAUUCAAGUGUAAAGACUGUUGCUUCCAACUUUCCUUUGGAUGUACAAAACUUUCGUCUCCCUAGCUGUGUUUGAAACGUCCUGCUUUUUUUUUCCUGCAUUAAUUUAAUUGUUGAAAUGUCAUCCACUGCUCACUAACAUCACAUACUUUCUGUUUAUGUUUCUGUUCCUUGUUUAAUACAGCAUCUUGAAGAAAGCAAUAGGGAUCUUGUUUGAAAACGGCAUCUUUGUAACCUCGAAGGUAGGCUGCUGCUCCUGUACCAUGUGCCUGAGAGAAGCAAGAGCAGUUAAUGUACUUGACUUGACUAGAUCUAGAACACUUUGUUUCCAUCUGUAAAGCCAAGCUCUAGGAGCACAGAUAGAUGCCCUUCUGCCUGGCAGACCUAGGGACUUGUAACCUGUUCUGAGGCAUGGGCAAAAGAAAAGGACACGCCAAAAUUAAGGGAAUUUUUUAGAACUCCAGUGAGAACUGAGGAAUUUGCGAUUUUGCAGUUGUAAGUUGCAAAUUCUAAUUGUAAGCAAUUGUAAACCAUAUGUCGAAGAAAUACUAUUCUUUUCCGUAUAAGAAGAGACAUUCAGCAACCCAUUCAGUAACAGUACAGAUAAUGCUUGCUUUACAGAGCAGAAGAGUGGUUAAGAUUUGGUUUAUUUUUUAAUAAAUACACUAACUUAAAAACAGAAUGGGCUUGUUGAGGCAACAGAUGAGAGAAAGCAGGCAUGUUACCAGCAGUGUCUGUCUCAUUACACUAUUUAAACCCAUUUCAGUGGCACUAGAGAGAAAUGCCAUAGGUGUGGUGGUAGGUGGGAUUCCUCUGAAAUGGCCAUGAACUUUUUCAACAGCUUAACAACAGCUUACAGCCACUGCACAGCCACAGCGGCGCUGACUCACACCCCUUUCUUCUGGUUCGUAGCCAGAAGUGCGAGUUUAGGACAUGAGAUCUGACUUCCAUCUUACUGUCUCAGGCAGAAGAACCUCGCUGGGAGCUGGGAUAUCUGCUGGCUUGGACCACUGCUCUCCUCACCUGGGCUGGCCAAGUGAAAACUGGCUCAGGUGGAUGGGCACACACCACGCUUGCCAUCCCUGGUCUUGGGCAUCUGGGAUGAGUCAGCUAUGCAAGAAGGAGCCCUCUCUUAUCCACAGAGGUUGCUGAUGAACCUGAGCUGAGUGCUUGGUAAUCAAAGGCAUGAAUUGCAUGGUGACUGAAACCAUGCUGAGUGCAGCUACUCCUUGUCUACACUUACAGCUUAAGUGGUCCCUGUGAGAUUUUUAACCAUACGAGGAUGUUUUUCUUCUCCAGACACACAGGGACAUAUUGUCUGAGUUGUGGGGACAGUGGAUUGGUCCCAGGAGCAGAAGUAGCAGCAGUUCUUUUUUUUUUUUAAUGUUACCCUGUUUUCUGUUGCUAGAGAUCCCUUCUGGAAAGUCUCAUAAAGCUAUACACAUGAGUGUCAGUAUUUGUGCCACGUACUUGAAAAUGAAGUCAAGAUUAAGAUUAUGGAUAAUUUGGGAAGAAGAAUAAAAAAUAGUAGGAUCUCAGAGUAAGUCAGUGUUCAAGGUUGUACAAGAGACCAUGAAAAAUUUCAGUCUAUGAGCAAUCUCUCACAUGAUCAGCCACUUGGAUGCUGUGAACUGGUGUGGCUGCCCCUGGCUGCCCUGAUAUUGUGGCUUAUGUUAGGUAUGAAUUGGGCUCUUUUUACCUUUACUGUCAAUGUCAUAAGCACCGCUUCCAUUCCACUCCUGACCUUCUUCUGUCAGUUCCAGAGGGUUUUGUUCUUGUACCUCCCUGCUCCUGGAGAUGGCAUGACUUCAGUUCCAACUUUAUUGCCACUGAUUCUGCUUCUUGCCUAUGCAGGAGGUGCCCAAGUCAGACUACAAGGAGGGCACAACCUUUGCAAAUAUGAUGGUUCAGGGAGGAGUUCAGAGAUAGGAAUGUCACGACCUCUGUCUCUUGGGGUCAGCCAGGGUGUACAUAGAACAUCUAGGAGACUGGAUCGUUUUCCUUCUGGUACUGCUAUAGGAUACACUGGAGUGACAGAGGAUGUUAAUUCACACAGAAAGAAACACGUUUUUCCCUGUGAAUAUAUAGGUAUACUUCUGUAAACUAUAAAUUUGGCUAACUAACCUUUAGCACAUCAAGUGAAAGCUGAAAAUCCACAAUCAUCUUCAGGUUAUUCUGGUUAACCUGACCCUGGAAUAGGCAAAGCUGUACAAAGAAGUGGAGAUCACCCUUAUACUGCUGUGUACCCACCUGGCCAAUGUCAGCUUCUCACUUCAUCUCGCAUUUAUCACUAGCAGAGAGCUGUGGGCUGGUGUUGGAUGCAGUUUUAUUAAUCUGAGGGUGCAUGCAAAGCUAGCUCAGUGUUGAUGGUCCUAUCCAUUGGCAGAGUCAGCAGAAGCUUUAGGAGCUGCAAGGAAAUUAAUUUGCCUGUCCUGUUUACCUUGGUGAGCACAAUGCUGGCUUAUUUAAAAGGUAAGAUGCUUCAUUUUGGGUUCAGCAAGUCCUUAGCUCUUAUUUUAAGUUUGUAAUUUGGCCGAUAAAACUCUUCCUGAAUUUCAGCUUGAGGAAUUUGAUUAAGAGAAACAGAGCAUUUAGUGUUUUUCAAAAUAGGUCUAUUGCUGUGGAGGGAUCUGAACUGGAAAACGGGAUCCAAGUCCAGCAAAGCAUAUAAGCUGCUUUUGGUCCAGACCCCACAUUCUGGAUCUUCAUGACUUUGAUCUUGCUUGUGCUGCUCACAAGUCUUGUGAAGGGCAAGAGCAAUACUCUGCACACUCCAGGCUGACAUGUUUUGCAGCAUUUUCUCUCACUGGAAGAAUGGGAAGUGAAAUUAUGGUGCCAUGGAAAUCAGAAAUGUCAGAGUAGAGCAAAAACAGUCAUGACAACAGAAGACAGGAAACAGAAAAGGUAAUGGGUUUGGAUAGAGGAGACCUGCCUGAUUGUAGGUGUUAUGAGAAGAGGCAAGCAGGGACAGGUAAAAGGGCACAGAAAUGAAGGGAAGUGGGAUAUGGAAGAGGUGAUGGAGCUGUAAAUGAUUUAGGAGGAAACAGUGCAAUUCAACAGACACUCGGAGGAUAAGAGUGAUGUUUAGGAGAGCAGAGACAUAAGGGGAAUGGAGAUUUUAUAUUUUAUUUUAUUUUGUUUGGUUUCUACUGACAAGAUAUUUGGAUGAGCCUCGUGAACUCAGUGAAAUGCAGAUUGUGUUUUGAAUUGUAAUUUGUACAGUGGACCUCACUCUGUGGCACAGCCUCUGUUCUAGGUUAGAGUAUUCAGCCAGCAGAUCACUGAAACAUGAGCUGAGAGGCCUCAGUAAAAUCACAGAGUUAUCAGUGCUGAUAUUGCUGUAUGCUGCCAAAACAAGAGAUUUCCUGGAUAAACACUUCUCCUUGAGAAAAGGUCUGGAAAUUCCCAGUCAGUGCUAUACAGUAACAUGGGGCAGAUGAUAAUUUUUAAGGGGUGAAAGGGCAGGUCAACUACUGACAUGUAUCCUAAGUCUGGUUUGAAGGAAGAAUUUUUUUACUGGGCUUCCAACACCCAAAACUGAGCACAGAUGAGGUGAAGUUUAAGCAGUGACUAUUAUUUUGCAAAACUCUGUAACUCCUUGUUGCUUUCUUAAGAAUAAAAAUUAUUAUGGUUUAAAAAAAAAUCCAUUAAAA